AACAGUAUAGUUUAUAGGUGUACCUCGAGGGGAGACAAGAUUGUUGGCCUCUGCUGCCCUUUGCGCUCGCUCCCUGCCCUUUCUAGUUCUUCUCUCUUUUUGGUUUUUUAUUGAUUUCAGUGUUCUCUGCAGAAAAAAGAAAAAAGAGUUUUAGAGUUUAGAUUCAGACCGACAAAUCUGAAGCUAUUCGGCCAAUUUAACUUGAAGAAGCAGGUUUCCUCUUGGGUGUUUUCUCCAAUUUUGAAGAAGCAACCUCCAGAAGUUUAAGCAAAGUUUUGAAGUUGGGAACUUAAGAAGAUCAAGCAAUCUUCAUAAUUGGAAUCUUUUAUAGAAAUUAUCAGGAAUCCUCGAAAGACAUGAGUGUUUUAUACAGCUCUAAUUUCAAGUUUCCAGAUGGAGAAUUGAGAAAGAAGCAAGAAUUCACGGAUUCAAGUUACUAUCUUGAGCAAAAUCACCAGCAUAAUUCUGGUCUAAUGCGCUAUCGCUCGGCGCCAGGCUCAUUCCUUGAGAACCUUGUGAAUGGUAGUGUCACCGCAAGUGCCACCGGAUUCGAAGAUUAUCGCGGUGUCCGAUCUUCAACUCCUGAAAUGGAAACAUUCUUUAUGGUGUCUUGUAAUGGUUCGGGUAAUUCCAGUUGUCAUGAUGUGCAAGAAUAUGGAGAGAAAUCUGUGAAGCAAGAAGAGUCGCAGCCUAUUUCUCAACAGAAUGGAUGUUCUAAUAGUUCAGAAAUAAUGUAUCAAAGCUUACCAGUGCAUAGUUUGGCAAAUGAUAAUACAGUUAGUGUUGCUAAUAGCAUGGAGAGUUCAUUUGGUCUUAGUAGCUCUUUGGGAUUGGAGAAUUCGAUGCAAGCAAAGCCGGGUAAUGAAAAUGGCUGCAAUCUUGUUAGGCAAAGCAGCUCCCCCGCAGAAUUUUUCUCCAACCUUGGCGUAGAUAAUGGUUUUAAUGUAAUCGGAAAAGCGAGCACUUUCCGGGCUUGCGAUGGUACUAAUGAUGAAACUACAGCCACCGGUAGUGGUAGGUUGUAUAAUAAUCAUAUCAGCUUCUCCUCUGGGCCAUCUUCAUGUUCAAGGCAUAUGCCUCGAAUCCCUGAAGUUGAGAGUGAAAGCAUGGGAUUGAGUGGUCCUGAGACUGGAAGCUUGGGCAAUGGUAAUGGUAGCAAUGGGCACUUCGUGUCAAACUUGGGGACCGAUUCUUGGAAUAAUGCUUCACUCAGUGGCCUGAAGAGAGCGAGAGAAAGUGAUGGGGACUUAUUUCGUAAUUUAAGCAGAUCACAAACUCAGGAUUACAGCGACCGUUCUACUGCUUUGAGACACCAUUUGAGUUUGCCUAGGACUUGUGCGGAGAUGGCUGUUGUAGAGAAGCUUUGGCAGUUUCAAGGCUCGGUCCCUUGCAAGAUUCGAGCCAAAAGAGGUUGUGCUACUCACCCACGGAGCAUUGCUGAGAGGGUGAGAAGAACAAGGAUUAGUGAAAGAAUGAGGAAACUGCAAGGUCUUUUCCCGAACAUGGAGAAGCAAACAAAUACAGCAGAUAUGUUAGAUAUGGCAGUUGAGUACAUUAAAGAUCUUCAGAAGCAGGUCAAGACACUCACGGAUGCUAAAGCAAAGUGCACGUGUUCUAGUAAACAGAAACACUACUCAAACCUUUCUACCUGAUUAGUUUCUGUACAGACAGCGAUAGUUGAGAAGGGGGAGAAAGUUGGUAACUAGUCAUUUGUAGCGCAUUGGAGAAAUAAUAGAAAUGUUGAGAGCUUGUGCAUGUAAAGUAGGUUGCAGCUGUAACCUUGGUGUAAGACCCUGAUCCAGAUCCUGUAGGCUGAUAUCUUAUUGAUUAAUGUAUUCACUUUCAAGUCUCUCAAUAAUAUAUAUAGUUUAUUCUGUAA
Molecule: messenger RNA, 1879 nt
Organism: Theobroma umbraticum
Lineage: Eukaryota; Viridiplantae; Streptophyta; Magnoliopsida; Malvales; Malvaceae
Product: transcription factor bHLH130-like
Biological process (GO): regulation of transcription by RNA polymerase II
Cellular component (GO): nucleus
Molecular function (GO): DNA-binding transcription factor activity, RNA polymerase II-specific; RNA polymerase II cis-regulatory region sequence-specific DNA binding; protein dimerization activity
Source: RefSeq, a predicted model, not a curated record